UCUGAGACUGACUCAGUGGAUUAUGUGCUCAUAUGACUCGUUGUUUCGAGCCUCGCCCUAACUGCAUGAUUUGCCAUCUCAGGUUUUCGGUCCUCAAAAUGGACGUGCCAGAUCCUUCGGAGCGCAAGAAAGCUCCGGUCAAGGCACAACCGGUAGUCACGACAAAGAAGCAACAACAACAGCCGAACAAGAACAAGGCGAAGAACAACAACAAUAAUUCUAACAAUAAAAAGAAGAAGGCACAACAAAGUGGUGACAGUUCCAAGUUUGACGAGUGGAAAAAAAGAGAUGAAGAUCUCAUGGAGUCCACCUACGAGAAGGAGCUUCAAGAAGCCUUGCUCAUGAGUCGUCUGGAGCAGGAAAAGCAGACGAAACAAGUUGAGCAGCGUUCGGAAGCCGCCGUAUCGGAAUCCGCCGAGUCAAAGAAGAAGGGAAAAGUCGUGCUAUCGUUGCAAGAGUUCCAUGAGAAGUUUGUGAGUGAGAAAGCGCCGCCGCCGGCCCCGUCUAGAGCCGAGCCCCUAUCGAAGCUAUUGGCGCUACGGAAAGAACAGGCGGAAGAGGAGAAGCGUCUCCGGCUCCAUUCAGAGCGAGAAGCUAGCGCCAUCGUUGCGCGGGAGAAAGUCCAACAGGAAAUCAUCGACAAAGCGUCACAACCGAAGGUGGUGCCCCAAGAGGAAUACGAUCAAAUGCUCGAAAUGAAGCGAAAGCAGAUCGAGCACAUGGCUAAAGUCCUCAACACCACCAACAAGGAGCUCGCGAUCCUCCAAGAGCAGAAUGCCGAUCUCGAGAAAUUACUCGCGAAAGGAGAGCUGAAGAAAAAAGUUGAGCUCAUCCGAGAGGUGGAAGAGCUCCGUAUUGUCAAGGAUGAGCUCACCGAGCAGAUCCAGAGUCUCUUCGUCGCGCUCGAACAGGAGAAAUCAAAAACCAACCUGCUCACUCAGGAGUUGCAGAAGCGGCGUUGAAGGGUCGAAGUUCACCCCGAAAGCACAAGCAUCCAUCAACGGGGGUGGAAUAUUGGAGCAAUGAGCAUCAUCCGACGCAAUCAAUUCUCGACGAAUGAUCACUAUAAUUAAAUCUUGCGGAUCUAGCUUCGGGGACAGGGACAGAGUUUCCAAGAAGCUUAGCUGGAGUUCGAGGAACCACCGAGAUGAAUCUUUAUAUGAAUUAAAUAUUUAUCGUUGAAUGUUCGAGACCCAUGCAUAGAGGUUGGUCAUUUUCGAGGACUUCCACCUGUCGGAAUCCCGAGGAAUCGCGGGGGACGGGUCAGGUACACCUUUGCUAAUAAAUAUAUCAAUGAUCCUCGAUAGUAGAAUCUGAUAAAUGACGGAUGAUCUUCGCAGGCGGAGACCAAUACGCACUAGUUCCGCUGUUUCUCGGUGUAACGCUUGAGAAUCUUCGUGAUUGAGUGCCUGUCAAAGCUCAUUCAAGUUCAAUCAAACACGUUUUACUUUACUUUUAAUGAGAAUGGAAUUGAGCACUCAGGAGACGCUGAGAGAGAGAAUUAUAAAUAACUUGAGGAUAGUAUUCCCCAGCUCGAAA
This is a messenger RNA of Galendromus occidentalis (western predatory mite), 1539 nucleotides long. RefSeq names its product G kinase-anchoring protein 1. Bases 33 to 962 code for a protein of 309 amino acids. Lineage: Eukaryota; Metazoa; Arthropoda; Arachnida; Mesostigmata; Phytoseiidae. The record is from RefSeq and is a predicted model, not a curated record. Gene Ontology annotation, biological process: signal transduction. Gene Ontology annotation, cellular component: Golgi apparatus. The transcript has 4 exons.